This is a messenger RNA of Drosophila ficusphila, 2546 nucleotides long. It is a transcript of the gene Drak, whose product is annotated as death-associated protein kinase related. The transcript has 5 exons. The record is from RefSeq and is a predicted model, not a curated record. Gene Ontology annotation, cellular component: nucleus. Gene Ontology annotation, molecular function: ATP binding; protein serine/threonine kinase activity. NCBI's taxonomy places the organism in Eukaryota, Metazoa, Arthropoda, Insecta, Diptera, Drosophilidae. Gene Ontology annotation, biological process: intracellular signal transduction; protein phosphorylation; positive regulation of apoptotic process. Bases 387 to 2546 code for a protein of 719 amino acids.
CAAAACACCGAAAAUAAUAAAAACAAAAACAACAGCAACAGCAUCACACAUACAUACACACGCGGGAAUUUUUUCGGGCCUCUCUUAGAGCGCGUGUGUGUGUGUGCUGCAGUUGCAUAGUUUUUGCUUUUUUUUUUUUUUUGUUUUGUACUGGAAUUUUGUCUUCUCUCUCUGGAAAAAGAGAGCGCGCGCGCAACGUUUUCCGCAGAAUUAUUUCAAGCCUGUGUGUGUGUUUAUCACUAAACAACAUUUUUUUUGUUUUGUGCAGUUGAGAUUUGAAUUUUUACCCUCCAUAAAAUAACAAGUUACAAGAGCAAUCAAACGAAGGAUUGAAUAUAAAAAGCCAAAUAUCGAAAGAAGAUUCGAUCUUCACACACACAUACAACAUGUUCACCGAAAAGGGAAUUUUUCCCAUUGGCGACGGACUUUUGGACGUGGACGCCGAUCGGCUAAAGGGACUUCUCGUGUCGUGUCACGACAUCAACGAGAUCUACGAGGUGGAACAGACGCCGUUUGCCAGGGGCAAAUUCGCCGCCGUUCGCCGCGCCAUCAACAAGAACACGGGCUCCCACUUCGCGGCGAAGUUCCUGAAGAGGAGGCGCCGUGCGCAGAGCAGCGACAAGGAGAUCAAGCACGAGAUCGCCGUCCUGAUGCUCUGCGAGGGCGAGGACAACAUCGUCAACCUCAACGCCGUCCACGAGACGCGCUCGGACACAGCACUCCUGCUGGAGCUGGCCACUGGUGGCGAGCUGCAGACGAUCCUGGACAACGAGGAGUGCCUGACGGAGGCGCAGGCCCGCCACUGCAUGCGCGAGGUGCUGAAGGCCCUGAGGUUCCUCCACGACCGCUCCAUCGCCCACUUGGACCUCAAGCCGCAGAACAUCCUGCUCGCCGGCGAGCGCAUAGAAGACGGACUGAAGCUGUGCGACUUCGGGAUCUCGCGGGUGGUGUGCGAGGGCAUCAACGUGCGGGAAAUGGCCGGAACACCCGACUACGUGGCCCCCGAGGUGCUCCAGUACGAGCCGCUCUCCCUGCUGACGGACAUCUGGUCGGUGGGCGUGCUCACCUACGUGCUCCUCUCCGGGUUCUCGCCCUUCGGCGGCGACACCAAGCAGGAGACCUUCCUCAACAUCUCGCAGUGCGCCCUCACCUUCCCGGACAACCUCUUCGGCGGCGUCUCCCCGGUGGCCAUCGACUUCAUCCGUCGCGCAUUGCGAAUUAAGCCAAACGAUCGCAUGAGUGCCGCCGGCUGCCUGGAGCACGUCUGGCUGAAGGACGACUGCUCCCUGGACAGACAGAUCUACAUGCAGCCCCAGAGCGAUGCCGAGGAAGAGGAGGACGACGACGAGGUGGAGGAUGAGGAGGAUGCCGUCGAGGAGGAGGAGGAGGAGGAGGAGGAACAGACCCUGGAGGAGCCAGCAACCAGCGAGCAGACGCCACAGCAGCAACCACAGCAGCAGCAGCAGCAACUUAAACAGCAGCUGCAGAUGCAGCAAGCCAAAUCCGUGAGCCACAGCAGCAAGCCGACGCACAAUGGCCACCACCGAGCGAACAGCAGCGGCAGCAUCUCGAAGAUCCCCAUUGCCACCAGCAAGCUGCUCCUGAGCAGCUCCAGCUGCUGCGAGACCACCACGGCCAUCCACACUCUGACCAGCAAUGGGAACACUAAUGGGAACAGCAGUGGGAACAGCAAUGGGAACACCACCAAUGGCCACGUGGUGCACAAGCCCACGCAGAUUGUGACGCCGACGCGAAGAGCCUCCGACUCGGACAAGGAGAACACGUACACGGCCACGUUCGUGAAGAAGCCGGUGGCCACCAUCCAGCUGGGCGGAUCCAACGGCCUCGAGGACGCCACUGUGGUGGCCACGCUCACGCUCUUUCCCGACGCCCCCACCACGCCGAAGGUGAUCCGCAAGACGCCGACGGGCGAGUCGAACGGCUCGGCCACCUCGGUGAAGGCGCUGGUCAAGAAGUUCCAGCUGGAGGAGUCCGGCGGUGCGGCGGUGGCCAGGCGGAGCGGUGGUGCAGCUACCUCGCCAACAACCACGACGACGACGACAGUCAGGAUGAACGGGAUUCGGCGUGCGUCGGAGCCACUGACCACUGUGUACAAGAAGCAGGCGCCGCCAAAUGGCUGCUGCAGCAGCGCGAGUCCCAAUCUGAGUCCAUCGAAUCCGAGUCCCGGCAGCAGCAGUCCCGCCACCACCACCAUUGCGUCCGGCAGCAGCGGCAGCCUGCUGAUGCACAGCCAGCGACUGGGCAGCAGUGCCGCGCCAGCCACAUCAGCAGCAGCUACCACAGCCACAGCCACCUCCUCCUCCGCCAGCAAUAGCAACAACAGCAACAACAACAGCGGAAGCAGCAGCAGCAGCAGCGGAAGUUCCGGGGCGAAGACAGCGAACAGUGCCGCCCACCAUCUGCACCACCACCACAUGCACCACCACCACCACCAUCACCACCACCAUGUGGUGAUCGCGGCCAAGAACGCCGCCGCCGUGGCCGCCACCAACAACCUGAGCUUGGACCAGGGUAUCAUCUGUUAG